Messenger RNA from Ornithodoros turicata, 2031 nucleotides. Its product is annotated as kelch-like protein 10. Lineage: Eukaryota; Metazoa; Arthropoda; Arachnida; Ixodida; Argasidae. Bases 17 to 1879 code for a protein of 620 amino acids. Gene Ontology annotation, molecular function: protein binding. The transcript is spliced from 10 exons. The record is from RefSeq and is a predicted model, not a curated record.
GUGAGUAAGAACUACGAUGAAGAAGUGGAGGAACCAUUUGGAACGUGCCACGCAGUCAGGGGUCAUCAGCACAUCGGCGGGGAAGGGCAGGGCGCAUCGUUCCUUUGUGCUCGUCCUAUCUAAAAUGGCAGACGUCUACUCGCAGGACAUGGUGGCCGUUCUGGACUCUAUGCGCAAGCAGCAGAUGCUGACCGACGCCACCUUAGUGUGUUCCGACGACGGGUCAAAGUUUCCCGUGCACCUGGCCCUGUUGCACGCGUCCUGUCCGCUCUUCCGGGAGCCUUCCAGUGCCCUGGCAAUCGACCCGGUAGACCCCAAACUGUAUACCGUGUACGGGAUGGACUGUGCAGUCAUGGCGGCCUUGCUCCAAUUUGUCUACACCAACACGGUGGCACUGGACAGCGCCAACGUUCUGGGCAUUCUACUAGCUGCGCAGAGGUUCCAGAUGGACCAGUUAGUCCAGAAAUGCCAAGAAUUUCUCUCGAAAGGCAUCGAUGUCAACAACUGCAUCCGUAUUCUAGAAUUUGGGAGAAAGCACAAGCAUUCUACAUUGGCCGACAUGGCGAUAACAUUCAUCUCCAGAAAUUUUCUUGAGGUCUGUAAAUUUAGCCCUGACUUCGACUGCAUCUCGUACGAGGACCUCAAGGUCCUCCUCAGUUCAGACGAGCUGAAUCUCGCCGACGAAGGGAAGGCCUUCAAGGCAGCCAUCCGAUGGACCGAGACAGACUUCCCGAACAGGCGACGUUACUUGCCAAGCCUACUGAGCGCCAUACGAUUCGGGCUGUGCAAAGUGUCGUUUCUGCAAGAGGAAGUUUUUUCUCAUCCACUGUUGGAUGAUGUUGACUGUCGUGCUGCCCUGGAGCCAGUCCACGGGCUCCUCGAUCAACUCGAGACGCCAGAGGGACAUCGUCUUAUCAACCUCGCACAUCCCAUGCUCAGGCCCAGAAUUCCAAGGGACGUGUUAUUCGUGAUCGGCGGAUGGAGCAAUGGAAGCGCCACCAACCUAGUCGAAUCUUACGACUGCCGAGCCAAUCGCUGGCUGGUAUUUACGAACGACCGUGACACGAUGCCGCGCGCCUACCAUGGUCUUGUCGCAUUGGACGGUCUCAUAUACAUGAUUGGAGGCUUUGAUGGUAGCCAGUGCUUCAACUGUGUCCGCUGUUUCAAUCCGUUACUGCACCGAUGGACGGAGCGCGCUUGCAUGCAUGUAGCACGAUGCUACGUGAGUGUCGCCGUCCUGAACGGCAAAAUCUACGCGCUGGGCGGGUAUGACGGUGACCGCCGCACCAACACAGCGGAGCGCUAUGAUCCCGUGCAGAACACCUGGACACUCAUCGCCGAGAUGAACGACCAGAGGUCUGAUGCCUGCGCCACGGUAGUGGAUGGAAAGGUUUACAUUGUCGGAGGAUUUACCGGACAGCAAGUACUGAACACGGCAGAAUUCUAUGACCCAGCCCUAAACGUUUGGACGUAUAUUCGUGCGAUGACUGUCCCACGGAGUGGCGUCCGCGUCAUCAACUAUCAAGACACAGUUUAUGUCCUCGGGGGUUUCAACGGCACGCAUCGUCUUUCCACGGGCGAAAAGUACGAUUUCCUCCGUGACCGAUGGCUAGAACUUCCUAACAUGCACACUCCCAGAAGCAACUUUGCCGUUGCAGUGCUGGAUGACCUGCUGUUUGCCAUAGGUGGCUUCAAUGGAACGACGACAGUGCCCUUCGUGGAAUGCUACGACGCCAAAACGAACAGCUGGAAAAGGGUGACCGACAUGAACAUCAACCGCAGCGCGCUUGGAGCCUGCGUAGCUGUCAACUUGCCCAAUUCCAGGGAGUUUUCUAUCGUUGGCCUGGAAAAGCGGAACGAAGACCGGAGAGUGGAAUGACGCCGGCAACACCCGCACGCAAUUCGUCAACACAUGGCGUUCGCUUUCAAGAAACCAAGGCUAGAAACACGCACUAGUGGCUCCUAACGGCCCGUACCCUUUCCUAUAGAUGACCAAUAAAAUUGCGCCCCUGUCUGCGCCAUAUACAAUAA